Geodia barretti is the source of this 978-nucleotide messenger RNA. NCBI's taxonomy places the organism in Eukaryota, Metazoa, Porifera, Demospongiae, Tetractinellida, Geodiidae. The record is from the annotation of a GenBank genome assembly.
GUGCGUUCUUUAGGCAGAGCGAGCAAAUUCAGCAUAAGGCGGGACCCAUUGCAGGGAAAUUACAGAGUCGCGGUUCGGGCGCGAAACCUCAUUAAACGAUACGGCGAACUCACAGCCGUCAACAGCAUCAAUUUCGACAUAUUAGAGGGUGAGUGUUUCGGCUUCCUCGGACCCAAUGGGGCGGGCAAGACCUCGACAAUGAAGAUGAUGUCGUGCGUCUCACCCGUAAAUGGCGGGGAGCUGGUGGUUCACGGGAUGGAUGUGCGCCGGGACCAGCGCAAAAUCAAGUAUGAGUUGGGCAUCGUGUCGCAGUCGGACAGCCUCGACCCAGAUCUGAGCGUGUUGCAGAACCUGCUGACAUACUGCCGCUACUUCAACAUGCCCCGCAAACUUGCUCAAGAACGCGCAUGGGAGUCGCUGAGGCAGUUUCAACUGGAAGAGAAGGCGCACCACCCGAUAGACGAGCUAUCGGGUGGUAUGCGGCGGAGGCUGCUCAUCGCGCGGGCAAUGCUUCACGACCCCCGGAUUCUUGUGCUCGAUGAGCCGACCACAGGGCUGGACCCGCAGGCGCGGCUGCUUGUGUGGGACAAGCUGGCGAUGCUCAAGUCGCGGGGGAUUACGAUACUGCUGACCACGCAUUACAUGGACGAAGCGGCGCACUUGUGCGACAGGCUGGUGGUGAUCGACCAGGGGAACGUGCUGGUGGAGGGAGCUCCCCGCUCUCUCGUUCAUGAACAUGUCGGCGACCAGGUUGUGGAGUUGCGGGUCAACCCGAUCCACAUGGCGGGCGUGGUACAAAGCCUCACGAGCGAGGGCAUGGAGUUCGAGUACGGCGGUGAUUCGCUGUACUUCUACGGAGACAACGGCGCGGGGCUGCGAGACAAUGCCAGCCUGAACGGAUACGAGAUAAUACAACGCCCCGGCAACCUCGAAGACCUGUUUCUGCGCCUCACGGGUCGUGGGCUGCGCGAAGGAUAA